CACUAUGCAUUGUCAAACACUAUCUCCGCACAGAAGUGCAAAGUUUGUCAAAAUAGUCUCAUUUCAAACCAGGAAAUAAUAUUUGUAAUGAAAUCAACGCAUAAACUUUAAGACCCGAAGUAAUAUUGUGACUCUGAAAAUGCCUCCACAAGAAGAAUUUGUCAACUGUACAGUAUGCCAAACAAGUACGACUAGAUUCACAAUAAUAAAAGGAGAUCGUCUAUGCAGUCAAUGUCUUACGGCAUCCACAUAUGCGAGCAAUGUCUCUACUUUCAAGGUAGAAUUCGUGCACUCCGACGAAAAUGGUUCGAACAAAACUGGACCACCUAAUGAAAGUUUGGCUGUGAAGAUCGAAAGCACUGCUGAUUCUAUUCGUAGCCAAGUUAUCAAGACUGAGCCAAACGCUGAUGAUGGUCAUGGAUCAAUACCUUGCGGUGAAAAUUAUUUCGAAAGAACAGUUGGUGCUUAUAGAAGCGGAUCGCUUCCGGAGGGUGUACUUGUUCAGAUUCCGAGUGACUUGAGACAUGAUCCUCAUACUCGAGACAAUCUCGGGAACGCGAGUUCUAGUAUUACUCCAGCAUCUCAUCUCAACGAUCACUCGAUACAAGUUAAACUAGAACGGAUUGAAGAGGAUGACGAUGACAAAGUUAUGCAAACUGAGUCACAGAGCCAUUCCGCUGUCCAAACUACCGAGGAUACACCCAUCAAGGAAGAAAUAACCUUUGAGGAACCAUGCAUGCGGGAGGUUGAUCUGGGCCCCAUCGAGAGAAAACCGUCAGUAAAGUGUCCACAUUGCGAUAAAUGUUUCCCAAAUCGGGGAUCCCUCCAUCAGCACGUGCGGCGUAUUCAUGAAGCCAAACCACUGAAUUGCGAUGUUUGCGAUGCGCAGUUUGCCAACACCGAUCGGCUCAACUAUCAUAAGCGCACAGCCCACGAAUCACCUCAGCUGCAGUGCCCGCAAUGCCCGAAAAAGUUCGCCCUACCCAACGGUCUAAAAAAGCACAUCCUGACGCAUUCCGCGCCCAAAAAGGACCGCCGACCGGAAUGUGACAUCUGCGGGCGGAAGUUCAAGUCCCGUGUCCGGCUGCAGCAGCACAUGGAGCGAAAAACGGUCCAUCAGGAGCGGAAGUGUCCCGUCUGCGAAGUGGUAAUCAUGGGCUUCGAGCGCUUCGAGGAACAUAUGACCACCCAUCCAAAACCACCGAAGACGCCCCAUCGGUUGAAGGAAUUCAAAGUUGCUUGCAAGUACUGUGAUCAUAAGACUACGAGCAAGACGUUGCUGCGGAAGCACAAUGAUGAAUGCCAUGCCGAGGAACGAACCAUUCGCUGUCGGAUCUGUUUCAUCUGGUGUAACGGUAGGGAUCUAUUCGAGAAGCACGUUCAGGAAGAACAUCAGGGUAAUCAGCGGCAAUGCGAGAUCUGUUUAGAGGGCUGCGUAGAGCUCGCCGAGUUGGAGGAGCAUAAACGGAACUGUCUGGGUCGAUUGCUGUUCAAGUGCCAGGCUUGUCAAGAGAGGUACGUAAAGCAGGAAGCAGCCCAGAAGCACGUGGAGCAACAUCAAGAAUCUGAAGGAACUAGCCAAAAUGUGAUCACGGAAAUACGAAGUUUACAGAAGAUCUUCAACUGCGCUCUAUGCGGAGAUGAUCGCGCGUACGAAGAAGAACUGUACAAUACGCACGUCAAGGACGUUCACAACGGCUACCAUAUUCUCUGUCCGGAUUGCGGAGCGAAGUUCCGUCUUCACAGAAGCUUCGUCAAUCAUCGAUCCAGCCAGUGUCAGUUUGGCGAAAGGUCCAAGGACAAAGUCUCCACUAUGUACGCACCUGUGAUAACCCAAUGUGAGCAUUGUCCUCGAUCGUUCAAGAAUCGCUGGCGAAUGGAGGAGCACAUCCGUCGAAUUCACAAGGCCAAACCGGCCGAAUGCGACAUAUGUGGUUUGAAGCUGGCCAGCGCAAGUCUGGUGAAAUCGCACAAGCGAUCGGUCCAUACCGAGGCCAGCAUUCAAUGUCCGCACUGCGAGAAGAAGUUCGUCAGUAAGUACUACUUCCAAAGUCAUUUGCUUUGCCACCAAGAAGGCACCCACCUGUGCGAAGAAUGCGGUGGAAAAUACAAGACCAAGCAGAUCCUGAAGAAGCACAUCGAUCGAGUUCACAAUCCGAACAAGGGCCCGCGCAUCAAGAUCGAACCCGGCGGAGAACAGCCGUCGUCCGCCGCUUCUUCAGCAGGUUCUACCGAGCUCGUCAAGUGUGCGAUUUGCGAGAAGGAUUUCAAGGGACCGGAGCGACUGCGGAUUCACAUGAAGAUUCACGAUCCCAACCGGAAGCAGUACGCGUGCGAGAUGUGCGACGCAACGUUCGUGACGAGAAUCGGACUGCGGCAGCACAUGGCCAACGAGGACGUUCACCAUGAGGUGACCUGUGCGGUUUGUGGUACAUAUUUCCGCAGCAGGGAUCGGUACGAGGAGCACAUGCUGAGGCAUGCGGAUGGGACGAUUCAAGAAUGAUGGGAUGCAAAAUACAAGUUAUUUAUUCAUUUAACAAAUAUUUUAAG
Molecule: messenger RNA, 2550 nt
Organism: Aedes albopictus (Asian tiger mosquito)
Lineage: Eukaryota; Metazoa; Arthropoda; Insecta; Diptera; Culicidae
Product: PR domain zinc finger protein 5-like
Exons: 3
Coding region: 140-2503 (787 amino acids)
Biological process (GO): regulation of transcription by RNA polymerase II
Cellular component (GO): nucleus
Molecular function (GO): DNA-binding transcription factor activity, RNA polymerase II-specific; sequence-specific DNA binding
Source: RefSeq, a predicted model, not a curated record